UCUCGCGGUGUGGCGAGUUGUCAACGCUGUCAACUCGUAGCCGAUCCGUUCAUAGGACGGGAAAAAAAGAUUAUCGAUCACCGCCUGGACGUUCGCCAGGACACUCGCUCGGUUCGUCGCGCGAUAGUCAGCGCGUUUCGCACCGCACGGCGGAAACUGGGUGGGAGCCGAGGCUCUCCCGAUGUGGUGUAUGCGGGAUGCUAACGAUGUUGCCGCGAGAUGAUUCUCUCGUUAGCGCCUCGGCCCCGCGGCACUAGCGUGAGAUGCGGCGCGAACGCUCGUAUCUGAGUUAGCGCCGAGACCGGGUAUUUGGAUCAGAGCUCGAACGAUACGUGUACGGUAUUCUCCGUCAUUACAUUGGCCUCGGAUUGAAAUUUGUGCUGCAAAUCGUAUCUCGGAGCUUUGCAUAAACAAUGGCAGCGCUACCUAGGAGGAUUAUUAAAGAAACUCAAAGAUUAAUGCAAGAACCAGUUCCUGGUAUCAGUGCUGUGCCGGACGAUACAAAUGCUAGAUAUUUUCACGUAAUAGUAACGGGACCUGAGGACUCGCCGUUCGAAGGUGGACUGUUUAAGCUGGAGUUGUUCCUACCAGAGGAUUAUCCAAUGUCCGCACCUAAAGUUAGGUUCAUUACAAAAAUAUAUCAUCCAAAUAUAGACAGAUUGGGCAGGAUCUGCCUGGACAUUCUGAAGGACAAGUGGAGCCCGGCUCUUCAAAUCAGAACAGUCUUGCUAUCCAUACAGGCGCUUCUGAGCGCGCCGAAUCCUGACGAUCCUUUGGCGAACGAUGUAGCUGAACUUUGGAAGGUCAACGAAAGCGAAGCGAUACGCAAUGCCAAAGAAUGGACUCGGAGAUACGCUAUGGACAACUGAUCUCAGCCUUUACAGAUCGCCUACGACGCGAAGCGCCGUUAUUCCUACCUGUCCCAGACUUCUGAUCACCUUACCCGCACCAACUGCGUAUCCCGCACCUGUGUCCACAAUUUUGCUAUAAAAAUAAUAAAAGUUUUGUAAGAGUAAAACAGAAUGGAUAUUUUCUAUAUCGUGGGGAGUACACAAAGCACCGUUGGAUUUUAUUCAACCGCUCAUUGAGAAACUUCGGAGAAUGUCGGCGAAUGGACGCGAUAUAUACAUAUAUGUAUAUAUAUGUAUCGAUGAAUUAUGUUACAAUUUAAGUUCCAAGUUACAUUAAGCGACGAAGGUAUUGUGUAACGUACGAUUCGUAUUCAAUAUAUUGCUGCGGAAUCUUUCGUGCAAUUUAUAAUUUAUACUUUUUUCUAUUUCUAGUGUAUUGUCUCUAGUAGUGGAGUUGAACAGCUUACGCGUUCUGAGAUAUGAAAUUCUUUUUCUUUAAUGAAAAAAAUUAUAUAUAUAUAUAUUAUACAAUAUAAAAAUUAUAUAUAUAUAUAUAUAUAUAAUACACACACACACACACACACACACAUAUGCCAACUGGUUGUCUGUCCGAUACAUCGUAGACUUAAGUAUUCUUGCAUACUUUAGAAUAGAGAAUGGAUAUAAAAGCGAUCGUUAUAAAAAAAUUACAUGGGUAAAAUAACUGUUAUUUAUCACAAAUGUCAUAGGUAAUAUAUAUUAAAAAAAAGAAGUUAUGGAAAAAAGGACCCCCUCGCAGUCUGUGUAAACUCAAAGGUCUUCUAACGUCUACGGUCUUUCUCGCGAGGUGUAGGGAAUAUAUCACCACGAGGAUUUGAUUUCCAAAGUGUAAUAAUGCCAUAAUAAGAAGCAUUCGAAUAAUUGGCUUUGCUCACAUAAGAUGGAUUGUAAGUGAAUACGAAUCUUCCAUUAUUAUGUUAAUGAUAAUUGCCAAACGAUUACUUAAUGUGUAAAUACAAAUAAGAAAGAAAAGAAUAGAACGGUCCUCUAUUGCGUGUCGCAAUAAGCAAGUUCUAUUAAAAGAUACGAGUAUGUGUAAUAAUAAAUUUCCGCGUAAGAAAAAUCGAAUCCGAUAUAUAUAAUUAUGGUUUUACGACGAUUAUUUACAUAUAUAGAGAGCACCGUGUGUGAAAUAUAUAGUAACUUAUGUAUACAUAAAUAUUUUCCAUGUGAUCAGAUCAAUGAUCACGCGACACAACGGAAUCGAACGAACGGAAAGAAAUAGCUAAAUUUACAGAUAUCGUACAUUGUGUAAUUAAAUAGGAAGGUAAUGAAGAGUCUCGGCGACGCCAGAGGAAGUACAUAUAUCGGCGAUAGGAAUGUUUGAUAUAUUCUCAUCACGGGUCUGUUGGCUCGAUGAACUACGGGAGAAUAAUAAUGUCAAUGCAACAAAGCUAAUGAGAGAAAGAGAGAGAGAGAGACACAUACAACCAGUUAGUAUAUAAAAAAAAGCGAAGAUGUGUUACGAAUCACCUUUGAAUAUAAUUAUUACGACAAUUCGGGAGGUUCUGUAAUUCAAGGACACUGGGAUCGGUUAAAACAAUUGUAGAUAAUCUGCAAUAAUAAAGAGAUUAUUAUUAA
Molecule: messenger RNA, 2471 nt
Organism: Dinoponera quadriceps
Lineage: Eukaryota; Metazoa; Arthropoda; Insecta; Hymenoptera; Formicidae
Product: ubiquitin-conjugating enzyme E2 N
Exons: 3
Coding region: 414-869 (151 amino acids)
Source: RefSeq, a predicted model, not a curated record